This is a messenger RNA of Ambispora leptoticha, 588 nucleotides long. The record is from the annotation of a GenBank genome assembly. Lineage: Eukaryota; Fungi; Glomeromycota; Glomeromycetes; Archaeosporales; Ambisporaceae.
AUGAACAAUAAAGAUGACGCCUACAAUUGCGAACCCAAAUUUCGCCCAUGUAACAUUAAAAGCUUGAUCAAAUUCUCUGAAGACGGGUACGAAUCGGAAACUUUGUACCCUAAUAAUGAAAUGAACAAGAGCGAUCAGGGAUUUCCAAAAAACUAUAAUAAUCUGAUUGAGCAAGAAUCAGAGAACUUGGAAGAUAACAAAUUCGAAACAAAACUUCGCCCAUGGAACUAUAAAAACUUGGCGAAUAAAGAAGUCAAGCUCGCUCGUCCAAUCUUAACGAAAGUCGGCACGCGAAAACCUACUGGGGAGUUAGUGUUAACCGAUCUUUCGAACAUUGAUUACAACGACCCAAUUGAAGGCUGGAGAUAUGCGUAUGUUUCAAACCAUAACCCUCGCAAAGAAAUCAUGAUGUCGAUUGCAUGUCACCCAUAUCAGGGUAAAAUUGUACGAAUUGAUGGUUGUACUCUGGCAAAUAAACCGGUAGAUCUUGAAAAAUUGGCAAAAUUUGAAGAGUUUCUCAAUGAGGAGUUUAUGAAUGCUGUGGUGACUGAUGUUUUUUUAGAAGUUAAUCGUGAAGAUAUAUGUUAA